UGUUUUGUUUUUGUUGUGUGCGUGUAUGUAUACUAUUAUUAUUACAUCUACGAACGUAUAGGAUUAUAUGUUACCAAAGACACAGUUAAAAUAGAGAAGUGUAUGUUUAUGUAUAACGAAGAAAUAUUUCCGUGUAGAGACAGUCUUGCUUAUUUCAUGUUUGAUUUUUCCAAGUAAGGAAUGGCUACAAAUCUCAGUGGGAAUUUGGGGCAACCUCAGAAUGCUGUCACAACCAUAGGCAAUAUUGCACCUGCAAUAGGAGUAGUAGGAACAGUCCCCAGCCACCUCUCACAACGGCCAUCGACACCACAGCAGCACACUGAUACAGCAAUGGAAGUAGAUUCUGCAAUGCAAACUUCUCUGGUUCCAUCAGCGCAUGUAAAUAACUCCUCUACUCCAGUACUGGGUAAUCUUCAGUCAGUAGUAGGAUCUGGUAUGAGCAACACUAUUUCCACCUCAUCUGUUGUGACAAUGUCGUCGCAUCAUUCUCCUUUAGCAACGGCCCUGCAAAGCGGAAACAGCGGCACUCUGUCUUCCAGUAAUACCAUUGGAACUCAGGUCAAAAGUUUAUCUACAACUUCCGCAGCCUCCUUAACAGCAGUUCCACAUGAAGUUCAGGCUCAGAUUCUGACUCGUUCCCGUCUUCAAGACUUGGUCCGUGAAGUAGAUCCAACAGAACAGUUGGACGAAGAUGUGGAGGAACUUCUUUUACAAUUGGCCGAUGACUUUGUGGAGUCGACAGUCGGUGCCGCGUGUUUGCUUGCCAAACACAGGAGGGCUUCUACUGUCGAAGUAAAGGAUGUUCAGCUCCAUCUUGAGCGAAACUGGAAUAUGUGGAUUCCAGGUUUCGGAACAGACGAACUACGCCCGUACAAGAGAGCAGCAGUGACCGAAGCCCACAAACAGCGGCUUGCGCUGAUUCGAAAAGCACUAAAAAAAUAUUGAACUUUUAUGUUGUUGUUUUUUUAGGAAAUAAUAAAGAAAUUAUUGCACAUGGGAUGACGGAACGGUGACUGAUUUGUCCACAUUUUCAUCUGCCGACUUUAUUUUUGCAUCAUAAUGUAUACAGUCAAAGGGAGCGCUUCUAAUCUUCACAAUAUCCGGUUUCUUUAUCUGUCCGAGAUCCUCGCUGUGAAUAAUCAUCGUCAUUUAAGGGAUCCUCAACAGUCAAGAUACUCACAUUGCUUAAGUUUCUUUGUCAAAUGCUGUACAUAGUGAAAUAAAAUAUAGUAAUGCAUUAUAUA
Messenger RNA from Zootermopsis nevadensis, 1244 nucleotides. RefSeq names its product TATA-box binding protein associated factor 12 (gene Taf12). The record is from RefSeq and is a predicted model, not a curated record. Gene Ontology annotation, cellular component: transcription factor TFIID complex; SAGA complex. Gene Ontology annotation, molecular function: protein heterodimerization activity; DNA binding; TBP-class protein binding. Gene Ontology annotation, biological process: DNA-templated transcription initiation; RNA polymerase II preinitiation complex assembly. NCBI's taxonomy places the organism in Eukaryota, Metazoa, Arthropoda, Insecta, Blattodea, Termopsidae.